GCCUGCGAGCCGGAUGCGGUGCGUGGACGAAAGAUGCAUCAUGGAAUGAACCCGAGCCCGGGAGACGGAUUUCUGGAGCAGGAGCAGCAGCCGCCGCCGCCGCAGCCGCCGCCCCCCCGCAGGCUGCUGGCCGCCGUCCUGUGGAUCCAGCUGGCGCUGUGCUUCGGCCCCGCACAGCUCACGGGCGGGUUCGAUGACCUUCAGGUGUGCGCUGACCCAGGUGUCCCCGACAAUGGCUUCAGGACGCCCGUCGGAGGGGGUUUCCUUGAAAGCUCUGUCACCCAGUUUCACUGUCAAGACGGGUUCACGCUCAAGGGCCCUACAAAGAGACUGUGUGUGAGACAUCUUAAUGGAACCCUCGGCUGGAUCCCCAGCGAUAAGCCCUUCUGUGCGCAAGAAGAUUGCCAUAUCCCUCAAAUUGAAGAUGCUGAGAUUCGUAACAAGACGUACAGACACGGGGACAAGCUGAUCGUCGCCUGUCACGAAGGGUUCAAGAUCCGCUACCCCGACCUGUACAAUAUGGUUUCGCUGUGCCGCGAUGACGGGACAUGGGACAACCUGCCGCUCUGUCAAGGCUGCCUGAGACCUCUCGCCUCUUCCAAUGGCUACGCGAACAUCUCCGAGUUGCAGACCUCCUUCCCCGUGGGGACAGUCAUCUCCUACCACUGCUUCCCCGGAUACAAGCUGGAGGGGGCCGAGCGCCUCGAGUGCUUGCACAGCCUCAUCUGGUCGACCAGCCCGCCCCGGUGCCUCGCUCUGGAAGUGUGCCCACUGCCUCCGACGGUGAGUCACGGCGAUUUCAUCUGCCACCCGCGGCCUUGUGAGCGCUACAACCACGGGACCGUGGUGGAGUUUUACUGCGACCCCGGCUACAGCCUCACCAGUGAUUACAAGUACAUCACCUGCCAGUACGGGGAGUGGUUUCCCUCCUACCAGGUCUCCUGCAUCAAGUCAGAGCAAACGUGGCCCAGCACCCACGAGACCCUCCUGACCACGUGGAAAAUCGUGGCGUUCACGGCGACCAGCGUGCUGCUGGUGCUGCUGCUGGUCAUCCUGGCCAGGAUGUUCCAGACCAAGUUCAAGGCCCACUUUCCCACCAGGGGGCCUCCUCGGAGUUCCAGCAGCGACCCGGACUUCGUGGUGGUGGACGGCGUGCCUGUCAUGCUUCCAUCCUACGAUGAGGCUGUGAGCGGUGGUGUGAGGGCAUCAGGCCCUGGGUACCUGGCCUCCGUGGGCCAGGGCUGCCCCUUGCCUGUGGACGACCAGAGCCCCCCGGCAUACCCCGGCUCAGGGGACACGGACAUGGCCCCAGGGGGGUCAGAUCGCUGUGACGGCGGCUCAGGCUCUUCUGAGCUGCUCCAGAGCCUGUAUUCGCCUUCCUUGUGCCCGGGGCGCUCACGCUCCGACAGCGCUGACACGGGGGCCUGCACCGCGGGAGAGGCGGCGUCCACCAGCCCGGGCAUCGACAUCGCAGACGAGAUCCCGUUAAUGGAAGAAGACCCAUGACCAGAAAAGCCACGAAGAUUCUCCUGCCCCUGCGGGGCUGGGAACCACACCCCUCGGUGUGAGGCCCCAGAGGGACAGAGCGUGGGGGGUUUCUAGCUUACCUACACAGGGACCGUGACGCGCAUCCUGCAUCUCGGGCUCGACUUUGCGGCUGGUAGCAGCUUGCACCACACGUGCAGGGAACAGGGACGAGGGGGCCUGGGCGCUCCUUGUGAAGGGGUCCAGUGCAUCCUUGCCGCAGAGCGGGGCGGCUCCACACGUGUCCCGCUGAACCCCGCGUCCCGUGACUUGUGCUGCGGGCACUGCCUACUGCCUCUGCAAGCAUGCCCCCCACCUAUUCGCCCUGCGGUCUGCUCCACACAACGUGGCCGCCGUGUGGAAGGCUCCCGGGUGCAUGGGGGCCGUCUCCUUGAUCCGGACACGGUACUCAACAUGGGAGAGAGGAAAGGAAGGACACGGGCAGACUCUGCUCCCUGGAAGUUGGUUCACAAGUGCAGUUGAUGAGCUCUGAGCCAGGAGAAACACAGUGGUUUUCUGUGUCACAGGCUGGCGCACGGAUCGUGCUCCGGGUAAGUCUCAUGACUUUGCGGAUGGUCGAAUGUGCUCACGCGCAUCUCCUGGUGGACAGAGUUACAAGGUAACGUUCUGUUUGGCGUUUUAAGGUGUCCCUUGACCAUGUGUCUCGAGAGUCGCGAGUCCCCCAUCACCUCUAAUGAUGUUGCCCCCCACUCCCAGAAUGCAGCCAUACGUUUAUUUUGCAAAACAGAAAUCGUUUCUGUAAACAUGCUCCUCCAAAUAAAGUACGAGGCUGGAUUUUUUCUUUGCUUUGUCCGCCGAGCGCCCAGGCCGGCCUCCAGGCCCAGACGGCUCUCCGCUCUCCCCUCCAGCCGCUCCUACCGCGAGGGCCUCCCUGGGCCCACCGGGUGCUGUUCCUAAGAAAAUGAUUGACAAAAAUGUUUCCCAAGUCCUGAAGUGUCUCCUCAAACACAUGUUGAUCUGUGGAUUUGAUUUCUCUCCUCCUCUGGGCUUUAGGCAAAUAUAAACAAAACUCUGAUCCAUAAAAUUGCUACAUCGAUGGAGCGCGAGAAGCUUGGUCAAAUCCUGUUUUAUGCUGACACAGACUGAUUAAAAAUUAAAACCAAAUGACAGUUUGAAGCGUGGCUUUAACUGUGGAGUCGGGCAGGUAGACGAGGGGCAGUGACCCCCGUGAAUGGGGGCUGAAGGCGGCAGCUGCGAGGUGCCCGCCGAGCUGGCCUGGGCAGCAGCUCCGCGGCAGCAAGAGCACCGGGCGUGAGGAGCAGUGUUUAGUCCUGAGAACUCAGGCGGGACACUGCAUCACAAGCUGCAUGGAAGGAGCUGGUUUUCAUGUGUGUUUGUGCUUAAAUGUCACCUGGCCUGCCAGGAGUCAGGGCAUGGGCGGCUGGGGGAGGUAGUCCAGGGUCCACAGUGGGCAGCCUCCUCCAGGCAGCCGCCCCAGGAGCCAGGCCUUGCCCACGCCUGC
This is a messenger RNA of Ailuropoda melanoleuca (giant panda), 3007 nucleotides long. It is a transcript of the gene SUSD4, whose product is annotated as sushi domain containing 4. NCBI's taxonomy places the organism in Eukaryota, Metazoa, Chordata, Mammalia, Carnivora, Ursidae. Gene Ontology annotation, biological process: negative regulation of complement activation, classical pathway; negative regulation of complement activation, alternative pathway. The transcript has 8 exons. Bases 34 to 1506 code for a protein of 490 amino acids. The record is from RefSeq and is a predicted model, not a curated record.